GCUGCGACGGUUGCACCAAGAUUGUGAGGAUAAGGAGAGCUUUGCUCCAGUCUAACCAGGCUGAACUGCCACGCUCACACCCUUCUCCUCCUCCUCUGCUAUCUGCUGCUGCUGCUGAAAAAUUCUCUCGAAUCGAUCGCCCGAUGGUGGUGGCCAUCGCUACCGAAGCGUGGGCGCUCGCCGGAUGCGGCGCGGCGGCCAAGUCGGCGGCCGCGGCGGCGCAGGAGGCGCCGGUGCAGCUGCAGCAGCAUAGUCUUUCUGCAGCCAGGGCCAAGAAACCGAUUUCGUUCAGAGCGGUGGCGGCGGCGGCGGUCAGUAGCCAAUGCCACCAAGAACGGCGCGCCGUCGUCGUCGGGAGACGCAGCGGCAUGGCGUCCUGCCUGCUCGCCGCCGUCGCUGCCUCCCUCUCCGGCGCCGGUGAAGCGCGGGCCGCGGUCCUGGAGGCCGACGACGACAUCGAGCUCCUGGAGCGCGUCAAGGAGGACAGGAAGAAGCGGCUCCAGAAGCAGGGCGUCAUCAGCUCCUCUGGCACCGAGACAGGGUACUUGCAGGAUCUCAUCUACAAGCUGAGCAAGGUAGGGCAAGCCAUUGACAAGAAUGACCUCCCUGCUGCAAGCAGUGUCCUAGGCCCAAACUCUGACGCUCAGUGGGUUCAGAACAUCAAUGUAGCUUUCACCAAGUUUAGCUCUAGCCCAGAGGAGAAGAACAUGGUCGAUAGCUUCAAUUCCUCCUUGGCCUCCUUGAUUACAUCUGUGAACAAGAGUGAUGUUGAUUCAUCCAAGUCGGCGUUUGUGUCGUCAGCCACAACGCUGGAGAAAUGGAUAGCUUCAGCCGGUUUGAGUGGUCAGCUCAAAGGAUUCUAAAUUUCUGACGCCAAUUGAAUCUGAAUCGCCUGACAAGUACAUGAUCGGAGUAGCAUUUCCUUGAAGCAAUGGUCUAUAUAUAAUGCGUCAAUACCAGUAAGAAUGUUUUGUCCAAGAAAAAGAAUUUGAAGAUAUGGAUUCGGCUGCUGUGAAUCUUCGAAGAGGGUAUUGUAACUGAAUCUUCAGUUCAGACAGAAUAUGUGAUAAUAGCCAUGGCUCUGUUUUUUCUCUCUCUCCGUGGGAAGUAAAUUGCAUCAUUUCGUAUAUCACGAGAUUCUUUGCAAUGCAGAAGAAAAUUUAGCAAAGUUUCUUUGUUUUCA
Oryza sativa Japonica Group (Japanese rice) is the source of this 1183-nucleotide messenger RNA. RefSeq names its product thylakoid lumenal 16.5 kDa protein, chloroplastic. Gene Ontology annotation, biological process: photosystem II repair. The record is from RefSeq and is a predicted model, not a curated record. NCBI's taxonomy places the organism in Eukaryota, Viridiplantae, Streptophyta, Magnoliopsida, Poales, Poaceae.